Molecule: messenger RNA, 912 nt
Organism: Corylus avellana
Lineage: Eukaryota; Viridiplantae; Streptophyta; Magnoliopsida; Fagales; Betulaceae
Source: RefSeq, a predicted model, not a curated record
UUUUUUGAAUGAAUAAUUUAAUUACGUUACAGUUGCCGCUGCGAGAGGGUUAGAGAGUUUUCCUGUGAUCUCUUAAACUGUUCCCCGGACCCGGAGAAACUUCAAACCCAACCCCUAUUUCCAAUCAUUUUCAACUGGGUUUUCUUCUAAUUCUUGUCUAAUCCCAUCUUCUUGAUCAAAUAUUUUACAAAUAAUAUAUUAUUUCUUAUAUUAUCAGCGUGGGAGUUUUGCUGCAAGAACGUAAAUCUGGACAACUAAAAAUUGAUGUCUGUAUCUGAUAAGGAGAUCUUCAAUGUUGGUGCCAGUGGUGGUGGGAUCCAUGUCAGAGAAGACGACGGAACGCAGCAGAGAGAGGAUAGAUAUGUAAGUGGUGGUGGAUGUACAAGGGAUUUCGCAAAGGCAAAGCAGCUGAUCUUACAUGCCCUCACAAAAGCCGAGAAGCAACUCCUCAGAAGAAGGAAUAAAAAGAUCUCCUCUUCUUCUGCUUCUGCAAAUGCCGGGACUUCAGGGGGGCACUUUUCGCUGUCAAAUGUUCACUGUUACAAUGAGGAAGUGUCUCCUUGGUGUUUCAGCCAUGUUCCAUGUUUGCUGCAAGAUUAUACGACUACAAACUGGGGAUGCGCCGUGCUCAAAUGGUGGAGAACCGAGCUUGAUUCAUCCAAUUGUUAUUUUGGUUAAGAAUUUCGGAUGCAAGUUUUCGUUUCUUCUAUGACUCAUUUGGCAGUCCACAUUAUUGUUCUCUGAGGAAAUUCAAUCUUGUAAUUGAACGUGGUAGUCAGUUUGUUACCUUGAGUACGAAGUAUAGGUGCAGGUGCUUUAUUUUGAAAGAGUGCAUUGAUCCAUUACGGAAGUGGAACAGGUUUUCAAAACCAUUGGAUUCUUUCAAUUUGUAUAGCCUUUUUGUUUAAUUGA